CGCGUCGGGGAGUCACGUGGUGCGCAUGUCGAAGGUCACGGCGCGCUCACAAUGGAGCUCUCGGAGUAUGUGCAGAGAGGCGUCCAGACGCUGGCGGAUCCCGGCUCCUUUGACUCCAACGCCUUCGCGCUUCUCCUCCGGGCGGCUUUCCAGAGCCUGCUGGACGCCCGGGCGGACGAGGCCGCGCUAGAUCACCCAGGCUUGAAACAUAUCGACCCAGUGGUCUUAAAGCAUUGUCAUGCGGCAGCUGCAACUUGCAUUCUGGAGGCAGGGAAGCACGGACUUGACAAAGCUACUCUAAGCACUUACCUUGAAGACUGUAAAUUUGACCAAGAUCGAAUAGAAAUAUUUUGUACGGAGUAUCAGAAUAAUAAGAAUUCUCUUGAAAUCCUACUGGGAAGUAUAGGCAGGUCUCUCCCUCAUAUAACUGAUGUUUCUUGGCGCUUGGAAUAUCAGAUAAAGACCAAUCAACUUCAUAAGAUGUACCGACCUGGAUAUUUGGUGACCUUAAAUGUAGAGAACAGUGAUUCCAGGUCCUCCCCAGAGAUUAGUUUUAGCUGCAGUAUGGAAGAGCUACAGCUGCCUCCAAGUUGGGUGCUUCCUUACUUGUAUCCCAAAAUUGUGACAUGAGCUGUACAUCUUUUAGGAUUUGGUGGGGAAACUUAAGGAUGCUUCAAAAAGCCUGGAAAGAGCAACUCAGUUGUAACUUGGGACCCCAGGAGCCCAGAGGAAAACCAGACGCGCCUUGCCUCCUGCAGGACCCUGCGAGCUGGAUGUCAUUUUCAGGAGAAAAAGAGCGUCCUUUUGAACUUACGCCACACAUCUAUUUUUGACACUUUUUUUACACAUGUGAAAUGGCUAAGAGGGAAACUCUCAGCAUUUGAAUUUUCAGUAUUAAGCAUGCAUCCCCUCUUUUUGAGCGAUCUCAAGCCCUAUCACAGUCUCGUACCCUGAAUAAAUAAGUGGUGUUCCCAAAGAA
Molecule: messenger RNA, 979 nt
Organism: Peromyscus maniculatus bairdii (prairie deer mouse)
Lineage: Eukaryota; Metazoa; Chordata; Mammalia; Rodentia; Cricetidae
Gene: Commd3
Product: COMM domain containing 3
Biological process (GO): sodium ion transport
Source: RefSeq, a predicted model, not a curated record